UCGUGAAGAGAACACAGGGUAAGCUUUUGACCAUCCUCCCAUGUUUACACAUGCGAUAAUAAUACUUUUUAUAUAAACCUAACAAAAAGAUCUUUAUUGCAAGACUGACAUACAAACUGGAAGGGAGAUGUCGCCAAGAAGGAUCUGAAAUAGAUGUGGUGUUUGAGCAUGAAGCAGCUCUGUCACUUAUUCGUAAGUCACCGUCAGAUUAUCUGUUUCUAAAGAAGGACCAAAUCAUAGAAUUGAUCGCAAAGAACUGUGGCAAAAAAUUUGCGGCGGAAUUGAAUGUCGCAUGGAGAAAAGUGGGAGACAGUGAUUCAGACAUACAACCAAAAGCAACAGUGCUCACCCUGUGGGACCGAUCAGCAUUCGAGAAAUAAUGAUGUCCUUCGAAGCAUGCCAUUUUGAUAUCGUGCAAACCACAAAGGCACGAAACUUCUGAAAACAUUUUGUCCUGCCAAGCUUGAAAUCUUCAGUCUCCGUCAUGGAACUUUUAUUAAUUUAGUAGAUAUAUCGUGGAAAACUUGGACACACUCCUGACUACAUAUAUGUUUAUUCUGCAAACCCAGUCAAUCUUUUGCAUAAUGUUUAUUUUGAAACCCCAGUAUUUUAUGUUUAUGACAACAUUUAUGUCUAUAUUUAGGACAUAAACGAUUAUGGUUAUAGAUUAUAUUAAAUCACAUUGAAAUUAUAACAGAAUUAGUAUCCCGCGGCGGAGCGCGGGCUGAAUCCUAGUAUAUAUUAUGAACUAUUAGCCCUAUUGGCUAUUGCCCUUAGUUAAUCACAAACCAUGUACCCGCUUUUGUUUACCUUUAAGCUAAGGGUGGGGUCUAGAGCCACACGAAUCGAGAUAAUACCGGGCCAAAAUUAAAGUGAAAUUGAAGAUAAAAAUAGGACCAAAAGUAUGAUUGACUUAUUUAGUCUGACUCGUUCCAGUCUAAAUUGAAUAUCUAUCCACUUUUCUUUCAUACUUAAAUAACUUUAAAAUCAAAAUAUAUUUAAAUGGUUAAAUUCAGUGCAAAUAUCGGAUCGGUAUAAUUUGAUCCGGACUAGACUCGGAUAAAUUCCACAAAUAAAUUUACCACCAAUAUGGCGGUUUAAAAACUUUUGACAUGUAUAUUGUGUUUUUUUUGUAGGGUAAUAGCGAGCCCGCCAGAGACUGAGGCACGGCCGCUAGUUGAACAAUUUUCAAUCAAUUUAAGUGGCGGCGCCCGAGACUGGGGCAUUGGCGCCUAUCAUAACCCCUCAACGGUGGCGCCCGAGACUGAGGCGGGUUCGGUGCCUCCCUCAUCCCAUCCAGUACCAUACAUACAACUCUCUUUUCCUUCUAUUCUUCACCACCAAAAAAAUCGACGAAGUUAGACGAGAGAAGCUCUGGUUGCUGUUUAGUUUCUGGGAAGAUAGCUAAUAACAAGUAAGAGACAUAUUUAUUUUUUUUAAUUAUAUUCUUCAAAUGCUAUAAUGAUUUUGUUUAGUUAGUAAUUAGUGAGUUUGUUUUUUUAUGUAGUGAAUUUAGAAGAUUUGAACUAGACGUUCGGUGGAAAUCAAAGAAAGUAGAGGAUAAUUUGGGCGUCCAUUUUGUUGGUGGUAGAAGUUUCCAGUUGAUUGUUCCAUCCAGGGUGACAUAUUAGAAACUUUGUGAUAAUCUAAUUCAGAGAAUACGACGUAAAGACGAAGUAGUACAAGAUAGUGAUGUGAUCACAGGUUUCACUUAUUGUCUUCCAGAAUGGCAGAAUGAUGUUUUAUUUCAUUAUGCGAUGCCUAUUGUGGAUGAUGAUAGCUUGAACGUGCUUUGGAAUUUUAUGGCACAAAACCCUUAUUGUUUGGAUGUUGAGAUACAUGCUGAGCCCAGUGAGGAUCGGGGUGGAGAUGAAGAAGAUGAGACAUGGAGCGUGCCAUCCGAUCAUAACUAUGAUGAUGGUGAUGACGAAGAGGAGGAAGAUGAGGACGAGGAGGGGGAAGGGGAAGGAGAGCAACCUAAUUAUCCUGCAUAUUUUUACUUGUAGGGUAAUGAAGAGAACGGCGGAUUAUCCUAUGUUGAUUCAUAUGGCGUAAUUCCAAUGCCUAUUGUUACUAGUUUUGAUGGAGAAUUCUACAAGGGGCAGACAUUUCACUCUAAACAAGCUGCAUAUGUGGCGAUUAAACACUACGCACUACAAUGCAACUUUCAGUAUAAUGUGGUGGAGUCGUCACCUUCAAUCUGGAAGAUCAGAUGUUUGAGGCACAAGUAUGAAAAUUAUCCUUGGAUGGUGCGGUUUGGAUGUCGAGAUGUGGGAAGCGAAUGGACUGUGAGAAAGGCCGAGUUGGUGCAUUCUUGCAGCAGUACGACUCAACCGAUGGAUCAUCGCCAUCUUGAUGUCGACGUUAUAUCUGAGUCCGUGAAACAUUUGGUACGUACCCAACCAAAACUGAGUGUUCUAACUGUGCAGGCCGAGUAGACAGAUAAGUAUAAUAUGCAAGUUACUUACAAAAAGACUUCGUACGAGAAACAAAGAGCAUUGGAGAAGUUGCAUGGAAAUUGGAAAGAAUCCUACGAUUAUUUGAAAACUCUUGCGGGUGGUAAAGAGAAAAAUGCCAACAUCAGUGAUUGAUUGGGUAAGAGUUCCUUCAUCGCAACCAGGUCAUUUGAUCUUUCAGCCAGUAUUCUAGGCUUAUGGACCUUGUAUAGAUGGAUUCAAGAAUUUUCCAGGAUUCAUGGUUGUUGAUGGAAAAUUUCUUACUGGAAAGUAUAAAGGAGUGCUACUCAUGGCGAGCUCAUUUGAUAGCCGGAAGAAGAUAUUUCCAAUUGCAUUUGUCAUAGUGGAGAGCGAGAAUACUGAUAGUUGGACAUGGUUCAUAAGUCACGUUCAAGGUUUGACCGAUCGAGAUGAUGUAUGCAUCAGCUUUGAUAGACAUGCGGGACUCUAUGAAGCCAUGAGUAACAUCGGAAGAGGUUAAGAGUGGAGGUGGUGGUGCAUGUGACACUAUGCAAGCAAUUCGCAAAGGAAGACUAAAAGCAGGAUUAUGUAUAAGCAACUAUUUUGAGUCGGUAAGCCUUCUUCAUUUAAUUUUGUUAUUUAUUAUAAUGUAUUAUUUAUUUUCAUUUAAUUUUGUCAUGAAUUUAUCUAACUCGUGUGGUUAUUUAUUUUGUUAGCCGGAGAAAAAAUGCUUGGAGAAGUUCGAUCGUCAAGUUGAGCAAUUUAAGAAGGUGGCCGCUGAUAGGAACAUUUCUUGUGAUAACUGGGUGGACUAACAUCAAAUUCGAUGGCGCUUGAAACAGUGUUGGCUUGUUAUGGGACAAGUUUCACACCUCUUGGUGAACCUAAGGGUUGGAAGAAGCAUAAUGACCCUACUCUCCAUCCUAAUGUGCACAUGAUUAGGAAGUCGGGGAGGCCAAGAUCAACAAAAAUCCACAACGAGAUGGAUUGGCCAAGAGAGGGUGUAUCACAACAAGUGUGUAGCAACUGUAACCAAGUGGGACAUAAUGCAUCAACCUGUGUUAGCCAAGCAAGUGGGAGUGAGAGCCAGCGAAGAGGGAGUGGUGACCAAUGAAGUGUGAGAGGUGGU
This is a messenger RNA of Linum trigynum, 3546 nucleotides long. The record is from the annotation of a GenBank genome assembly. Lineage: Eukaryota; Viridiplantae; Streptophyta; Magnoliopsida; Malpighiales; Linaceae.